Dermacentor albipictus is the source of this 2423-nucleotide messenger RNA. RefSeq lists its product as uncharacterized. The record is from RefSeq and is a predicted model, not a curated record. Lineage: Eukaryota; Metazoa; Arthropoda; Arachnida; Ixodida; Ixodidae.
UAGAUAAGCCCAAAUGAUACGUGCCUGCGUGUAGCAUCUUCGGCGCAUGCUCGCCACUUGUGUGCCCUUUCCUGUACUAGGUAUAAAACGAGCACGAAUAAAUGCUGGGGUGUCUUCGUUUGCUGAGAACUGGUCCAUGCUGUUACUCUGUCGACACUACAAACGAUACAUGGUGUCAGAAGUCACGCCCAUAGUGCUCGGGCACGGUAAAGCAGCAUGGAACUUGUGAAGCCACCAGAGCCGCUACAUUUCACCGGUGAAAUCAGUAAGCAAUGGAAGCUUUUCAAACAAAAGUUUGAACUUUUCUUGCUUGCCUCCGUGCCCGACAAGAAGCCUCGACCGGAUGCCUCAAAGAUUGCUUUACUGCUAACCGUGGCAGGUGACGACGCACUGGAAAUUUACAACAACUUCACCUUCGGGGACGAUGAGAGCCGGGAAAGUUACGCAACUGUCAUAGCCAAGUUCGACACCUACUGCGCUGAACAGCUGAAUGAAGUGCACGAGCGCUACCUCUUUAGGCAACGCGUCGAAGCUCAAGGUGAGCCGGUUGAACAGUUUGUCAGAGAGCUCAGGAAGAUGUCUCGUUCAUGCAACUUUGGCACCAUGGCAGAGUCGUUCAUACGUGACCAAAUAGUUUUUGGUACAAAUGAUGACAAAGUAAGGCAAAAGUUGCUGCAGGAUAAGACGUUGACCUUGGCUAAAGCGGAAGAAGUCUGCAAGGCUGCGGAAAUGACUGCCGCGCAAAACGAAAUCUGGUCUCGAGAACAAAGACAGAUUGACGCUGUCAAACUACGGGAGCGUACGAAGCAGCAGCAGUGCGAUGAACGACCUGCUAUGUUCAAGUGCCGCAGGUGUGGACGUACGCACGGUCCGAGAAGCUGCCCUGCAUUUGGCAAAGUGUGCAGAAAAUGCCAAGGGCAGAAUCAUUUUGCUGUCCGUUGCAAGGUGAAUAGACAAGUUAGGGAAGUGAGGAGCACCGAAAAUAGCGAAGAAGAAUUUGACAUCCUUGAUGUAUCUGUCAACAGCGUUGGAAGAUCGUGUGACCGUGACUGGGUGGUCAGAGCGCAAGUUGCGGACACGACAAUAGACUUCAAAGUUGACACAGGAUCGCAAGCUAACCUCGUGCCAUUCUCUGCCUACAAAAAACUGCAGCCGAGGGUACCCUUGGCUAGAAGCAACUGUGUCCUACGAUCUUACAACGGAGGAGUCAUCAAGCAUCUCGGAGUCAUGACUACCACGGUGGCCGUCGGAAGCAAGACGGCAAAGAUUAAUUUCUUCAUCGUGAAGAAGAACCGUCAUGCCAUACUUGGACUGCGAGCCAGCGAACUGCUUGGACUGUUCUCGCGCACCGUAAACGACAUCGGAACAAGCAACAGCGAGGCAGUUGUCCAAGAGUUUCAACAACUUUUUUCUGGGACUGGAUGUAUCAAGCGACCAUACCGCAUGGUUCUUAAAAAAGAUGCGGUGCCAGUCGUCCAGACAGCCCGCCGUGUGCCCCUUUCCUUGAAAGAGCCUCUGCGCGAAGAACUUGACCGCAUGGUCAAAGCCGGCAUUAUAGCCAAGCAAGACCAGCCGACGGACUGGGUAAACGCUUGGUGGUCGCUGACAUGCUGUCUCGAGCGUCCGUCGAAAGCCCAGAAGCAAACAUCGACGAUGACGUGGAAGUUCACGCGGAGCAGUCCGCUAGAAGACGGUCAGUCACCUGGAGAGUUGCUUCAGGGCAGACGACUUCGCACAACUCUCCCAGACUUCAACGAAGCCCACAGACAGUCGGUAAAGAAACAUGAACAGUACCGAACCCCAAGACGCAGUCUGGCACCGCUACAAAAAGGCCAGGUCGUCAGAGUACGAGGAGGCUCGUGGUCGCCGAAAGCAAAGAUUCUUAAUGCAACUGCCCAACCAAGGUCGUACCAGGUCGCCACCGAAGACGGCGUCGUCUUGCGACGCAACCGACAACAUCUCAUGGCUACGGCUGAGCCUUUCAGCAUUGCGCCUAGUGAUGACGACAUACCAGACGACAGCCACGAGAACGGGUCCCCGUGCCAGGUCCAACCAAACAACGAAAGUGCUCCCGCCAUUACGCCACCGACACGAGAACCAAGAAGAUCCCAGCGCGAAAGAAGACAACCACAGCGGUUGCGAUAUGACGACAAUUUCGUGCAAGUUCCGUGAGCUCUAAACCUUCUGAACUGCGUACGCAAACUUUAAUCGGUGAUGGUGCUGUGUAUUCUUCCGAGCUCAUUUGUUCGUUAAAACGUUAAAAUUGUUUAGUUUCCUUCCAAGAAAGGAAGAUGUAUCAGGUAGAUAAGCCCAAAUGAUACGUGCCUGCGUGUAGCAUCUUCGGCGCAUGCUCGCCACUUGUGUGCCCUUUCCUGUACUAGGUAUAAAACGAGCACGAAUAAAUGCUGGGGUGUCUUCGUUUG